Penicillium manginii is the source of this 678-nucleotide messenger RNA. RefSeq names its product Fcf2 domain-containing protein. Gene Ontology annotation, molecular function: RNA binding. The record is from RefSeq and is a predicted model, not a curated record. The transcript has 3 exons. Gene Ontology annotation, cellular component: nucleolus. Gene Ontology annotation, biological process: RNA processing. Lineage: Eukaryota; Fungi; Ascomycota; Eurotiomycetes; Eurotiales; Aspergillaceae. Bases 1 to 678 code for a protein of 225 amino acids.
AUGGCCGCUUCAAUUGUUGCGGAGCCCAGUGUUCAGCCUCAGGAUGAGGUUGACUUGACUGAUGAGCAGAUUCAACAGCUUCUGCUCGAGGCAGAGGGCCGACUGCGUGGCCCUGACACCCAAUCCACAGAGCUGGACAUUGCCUCCUUAAGGAUCCCCAAAUUGUCUUCUGGGUCCUCGCUCGAGCCUUACGUUCAACAGAAGGACGAUGUUUCAACCGCCAAAACAUCUGAGCUCAUUGACAAGAGGUAUAAGGAACUAUCCAACAAACUGCAUACCACUGGCCAGAAGCCCGCUGUCCAGGAAAAAACCACUGCCGGCCCCGAAUGGUUCGACCUUCCCAAGACUGUCAUGACGACUGAGUUCAAGAGAGAUCUGCAACUUCUUCGCAUGCGAUCGGUCCUUGAUUCGAAGCGUCACUACAAGAAGGAGAACGGAAAGGCCAAGGCCCCCAAGUUCUCGCAAGUCGGUACCAUUAUCCAGGGCCCGACAGAAUUCUUCAGUGGUCGCAUCGCGAAGAAGGACCGCAAGAAGACCUUUGUUGAGGAGACCAUGGCUAUUGAGCGCCAGAACAGAAAGUUCGAGUCCAAGUAUCGCGAUAUCCAGGGUACAAAGACAAGUGGCAAGAAAGCCUACUACAACAACCUCAAGGCACAGAGAAAGCGACCGAAGAAGUGA